Ipomoea nil (Japanese morning glory) is the source of this 1578-nucleotide messenger RNA. RefSeq lists its product as uncharacterized. Bases 1 to 1578 code for a protein of 525 amino acids. Lineage: Eukaryota; Viridiplantae; Streptophyta; Magnoliopsida; Solanales; Convolvulaceae. The record is from RefSeq and is a predicted model, not a curated record. The transcript is spliced from 2 exons.
AUGUUAAGCUCAGAUAGUCAAAACGCAUCGAUCGGUGACUACGAUCAAGAUAUUGAGCACUAUAGUGAAGAGGAGAUAGACAUCAUGUCUUACUCUCCAGAGGUCGAGCAACGACCUAGCAAAGCCCCCGAGCGGGCCUCUACAACGCAAGAACCAACAAGGACGAGCGGAUCGUCAGGAUCCAGCUCAAGUGGUUCUGAAAGCUCGGGUAGUGAAGAGACCUCCACGAGUGGACGAGGUCUCCCGAGCAGAGGUGUUAGGGAAACACCGACCGGGGUGAUAGGGGAUCACCCGGAUACUAUCUCCCGACCACGCGAAGAGCCAGUCGAGGACGAGAUGGCCGAGCCAGCGGCCCGGGUAGAUGACGACGGCUUCCAGUUUCUCAACAGCGACAGCGUCGCGGGGGAAAUGAGUGACCUCACCAAGGGGGAGGCUGCACGGAUUGCGGAAAGGCUAAGCGGCCGGGUGGAGUUCGACACGAGCAGGCGGCUCGGGAACGUGAUCGACCGGCACCAAGGCAAAUGGAUCGGGAUGCACUACGACUCCCUAAUGGCCCCGAUUGAAUUCCCUUUCCUAGCAAUCCUGACGGCGUUCCUGGGCUAUUACCGGGUGGUACCGGCUCAGAUUUGCCCAAACGCGCACCGGAUUCUCGCCUGCUUCACCCAAAUUUGCGCUCAGCACCAAGUGGCGUGCUCGAUGGAGCUUUUCAACUACAUAUACCAGGUGAAAGUCCUCUCGGGAAACUAUGGAGGCGGUUUCUUGAUGAUGCAGUCCCGGGAAGGACGUUGCACGAUCUCCGGAUUGCCCGGGAACAACAAGGGCUGGAAGAAUCGAAUAUUCUCGGUCAAAUACGACCCAUGGAUUCUCCCGGUCGACAGGGUGUGGAGCACCCAUUUCAGAAAGCAAGUGAUACCGGACGAGACUCCACUCCUCCGGGAAGCCGUGAUGAGAACCUCGAGCGAGGUUCAUGAAUACAAGAUCUUCCGGACGGCGGAGAGCCUUGCCGCGGCCCGGUUGCCCGAACCGGUGUACGAGCUGAGAGAGAAGUACAAGCCGGUCCCGAUGGGAGUUGUGCCCGGAGCCCCCGCUCGGGGAAAACGGAAGGCAGCAGAUAUGGCGCCCAAGCGUGUAGUCCGCCCGAGCUCUCCCCCCCGAACCAAGAUCACGUUGGGGAAGAAGAAACCCGCCGCAGGCCCAUCCGGGGAAGAGUCCAUCCCGGUCGGGCGACCAGUCAACCCGGUCACUCUGGUGACCGAGGAAGGGGGCGUGGUAGACGCCUCGGAGACUCUGGUCACUCGGGUGACCAGUAAGUCGAAGGGCUCGAGCUCAAGCCGGCCGACCGAGACAUCGGCCCAGGAAGUGGCCGGAAACAAACGGCAGCGGUCGGAAAAGAGUCCGACUCCCACGAUCGGCUCCGGGAUGGCCGACGCUUCCAUUCUCUCGCGGAUCGGCAAUCUGACGCCGGUCGGUCCCGAGCUGUCCAGUCUGAGCUCGACCCAGCUGGCCGAGCGGCUGGGGUACGGUCUCACUGAGGUACGACCGCUUCUCUCUUUUCAUUCUAUAUCUUUUAAGUAUUAG